Anastrepha ludens (Mexican fruit fly) is the source of this 913-nucleotide messenger RNA. RefSeq lists its product as uncharacterized. Bases 101 to 814 code for a protein of 237 amino acids. The record is from RefSeq and is a predicted model, not a curated record. Lineage: Eukaryota; Metazoa; Arthropoda; Insecta; Diptera; Tephritidae. The transcript has 2 exons.
UGGUAUAAAAGCCGUGCAACAGGCCAAAAUUAUCUCAAAUUGCGUUUAACUCUUGACCUUACUAUACAUACAGAUUGGAACAUCUAAAUACCAGUAUAAAAUGCGUUUGUUCAUCAUAGUUGCCUAUAUCAUCACCGUCACCACGUCAUGUGCCAGUCCAAUGAUGCUGCGAAAUAAAGUCAGGGCUCUGUACGAUGUGAACUCUGGCUACGCACCUGGUAGUACACCUCUCCACAGCACACACGCCUACAUGUCUGGACAUUAUUCUUCACUUGGCCAGCAUGGACACCAACUGGGUGCAUCAACUGCUAACGAUUUCUAUGCUUCGGGUACACAAAGUGGCAGCUCGGCUCAUAGCAUCAUCAGUAAUGGCGUAAGAAAGCAAAACUCUAGGAUUGACAAACGUCCCAAUUUGAAUUACGCCGGUGAGCACGUACAACUUCAUAAUGUUGCUUCGACCGUAACUCACACUUCAGCAACUUCAUGGCAGAGCAAAGACCACUCGACUGCAGCAAUUGGCGACCAACACUUGGCGAUAGCACAAGAUGGCGCCGUUUCAUUUGGACCGAUGCCUGUUUCCGCAUCUGAGUGGGGCCUUAAGGAUGUUCUGUACAUUUCACCAUUGGAUUAUAGUGACGAAUCAGCGGCAGUUUCAGCAGCAGCUUCAGCGUCAGCAUCUGCUGCGUCUACUUUGUUGUGGAAUCAACAAAAUCGCAAUUAUACACGUGGUUAUAAGCAGAAUGUAGCAGCUGGUCCCUACAAUUCAAUGUCAUGGAGCUCAGCUAAUUAUGAGUAUGGUAAACAAGCAAAAUGAGAAGAAUUUGUGAUGUGUAAAAGUUCAAUAAAAAAUUAGGUAAGGUAUUGUGUUGUAAUAUUUUACUUCCAUCCUAUGCUCCCACUAGGAGUGAUAAUA